UCGUCGGAGGGGAUCGUUUGUUGUCGCCGCCGUCAUGUACCGGCAGAGCUUCCGUCCUCCGACGCCGCCGUACUUAGCGGGCGGGGGCUUCCGCAGCCCUCCUUGUGGAGAAAGUGGAGGCCCUAUGCCGGGCUCUCCGCACGGCUACAGAAGUCCCCACCACACGCCGCCUUACGGACAGCGCUCGCGGCCUUACGAAGUCUCCGCCCGCUCCCCGCGGUUCCAGCUGUGUGGGGAUGGCGGUGGGGGACGGUUCGGGGGCCCGUCUCCGACGGCGGCACACACGCCGUGUAGGCCGCACAGUGCCAGUCCUAGGUAUUCGGCCCCUUACAGCAGCGGCGGCGGCGGGAGCAGCAGGUCCCCCGGCGGAGCCUUCCACCAGCAACAGCCCUUCAAGCAGCCGCCCUCGGGGGGCUACCAGAGAUACAGCCAGGGAUCACCCAGGACAUCUCCAUUUGGUACACCGCAUGGCAGAGAGAAAAGAGUGUCUAGUGAUGAUGUGGAAAACUAUUACAAGCCUUCAAUGCUUGAGGACCCAUGGGCAGGCCUAGAGCCAGUAUCUGUUACAGAUGUUAACCAGCAAUUCAGCAGUGAACAAACAACAUACACUGGUAAAAAGGGGAGGUAUUUCAGUUAACAUUUCUAGCUCUGAGAAAUAAUGCAGCUGAGAGAAACUGGAACAAAAUCUUCAUAUUUAAGAUGAGAAGUAAUCAAGGACUUAGUAUGGUGCGUGUUUUUUUAAAAAUGCCCGUACCAUUUUUACUGCAUCGCAUAUUUUUAUAUGGGAAGAAAGGAGUAACGGGAACCUUAAUGCUCUUGUGUGGAAGAGGACCAUCCCGCUAUGAAGAAUAAAUAUUCUUUUGUCACCAGCAAAUUGGUUUGUGACUCUUUCUAGUUUUUAUCUCUUCUAUGCCAGAUUGUACAAUAUGUUUAUUAUUGUAAACCUCUUGAAAAGUGGUAUCCUUUUAUGUUUGAACAUUUUUAGAACAAAGACAGUUUUGAAAUAAAGGAAAUGUUUUGUAGAAUUACAAAUAUUUCAUUACUUUUUGUUAAGUCAUACUUCAAGUAAUCCUACUGAAAUUUCAUGUUUUCUGCCAGUAUGUGUAAACGAUAAACUUUUAUACAGACUUGCAAAUUUUAGUGUUAAACAAUUUAGCAGUCUUGGCAAAUGUAUUAACUUGUUGAAAUUAUCUAUAACUGUCUAUUUUCAUAUUUCAGAAGGGUGUUUUUUUGUUUUUUUAGAAACAAAACCUUACAGAUCUACUGCAAGACACCUCCUUGUACAAAAUACUUAAGUUUAACCUGCAUACAAAAAUCACUGGAUUAAAAAUACUGUUAAAUAGAAUUGUAUUAACCUGGUGGCAAGUCAGUUUUGUGUGCCUACUAAUUCAGCACCUGUAUAGAUGUAUUAAAUAACAGCUUUUCUUAGGAUUUUUAUUUAACGAGUAUGUGAUGGCUAGCUGCAAGACACCUGGGUUCCUGUUAGAUAACAGUCUCAGUUAAAAUUAUUGUUCAAGGGAUUAAUUUUGGAAGUAUCAGUUUAGUUUUUCAAAACAUUUAAGCUUCUUAAGAAAGGCAAUAAGAGAAACUUUUUGCUUGUUUUAUUCCAUGAAAAGCCUCACAAUCAUAAAUUGAGGGCUACUUGGGCAUAUAUCUUAACUUUUAGACUUGUUCUGGUCAGACCUGUAGAUCCUCAAGUAAAUAGAGACCUAGCUUUAGUGAAAAGAGUAAAUGAGGCUUUUAUUGGCUUAUUACACUCUGCAGACUUCAUGAUGGAUUUGUUUAGCAGCUCAGUUUGAUUACUUUUGUAUAGCUGUUGGGUAUACCAAGAAGAAUAAUGUAAAACAAACAUUCAGGCUUUCGCUGAUUUAAAUCUAAUGAAUAAAUAUAUUGACUAAUGAAAGGAAA
This is a messenger RNA of Elgaria multicarinata webbii, 1908 nucleotides long. RefSeq names its product M-phase specific PLK1 interacting protein (gene MPLKIP). Gene Ontology annotation, cellular component: nucleus; centrosome; midbody. The record is from RefSeq and is a predicted model, not a curated record. NCBI's taxonomy places the organism in Eukaryota, Metazoa, Chordata, Lepidosauria, Squamata, Anguidae. Bases 35 to 637 code for a protein of 200 amino acids. The transcript is spliced from 2 exons.